Messenger RNA from Seriola aureovittata, 1861 nucleotides. It is a transcript of the gene alkbh4, whose product is annotated as alkB homolog 4, lysine demthylase. The coding region runs from base 11 to 838 and encodes 275 amino acids. The record is from RefSeq and is a predicted model, not a curated record. Lineage: Eukaryota; Metazoa; Chordata; Actinopteri; Carangiformes; Carangidae. Gene Ontology annotation, biological process: oxidative demethylation; protein demethylation; actomyosin structure organization. The transcript has 3 exons. Gene Ontology annotation, cellular component: contractile ring; midbody. Gene Ontology annotation, molecular function: demethylase activity; actin binding; oxidoreductase activity.
AAGCUACAGGAUGAUGGCACCUGAUAGCAGUGACGGUGCUACUUCAUGUGCUUGUAAAGGCAUCCGGCGGUGUCUCAUGUGUGAAAAGUUGAAGGGAAAGGGACAGCUGGAGGCGAGUGAACCUCAGGUUGUACAUCAUUUCCACUACAAUCCUGAGACGGGGCUUGCCAUUUACAAAGAUGCUGAGGCUGCAUCCUUCCCCUUUCCUGGUGUCUUCCUGUGGGAAAACUUCAUAUCAGAAGAGGAGGAGAGGGAGCUGAUAAACACGAUGGACCAGGAUGUGUGGAAUCAGUCCCAGUCUGGUCGAAGGAAACAGGACUUUGGUCCAAAAGUGAACUUCAAGAAAAGGAAAGUGCGUGUGGGCGGCUUCAGUGGACUCCCUGCUUUAAGCCAAAAACUAGUGCUCAGGAUGCAGCAAGAGCCAAGUCUAGCAGGCUUCCAACCAGUGGAGCAGUGCAAUCUGGAUUACCAUCCUCAGCGAGGCUCCUCCAUCGAUCCACACCUAGAUGACUCCUGGUUGUGGGGGGAGCGCCUGGUCACCAUCAACAUGUUAUCAAACACUACACUAACCAUGUCGCUUGAACAGGGUCUGCCUGAGUUGGGACUAGGAGAGGAAGUCCGUGUAGCUGUGCAUCUUCCUCGCAGAUCUUUAGUCGUGUUGUACGGUGAGGCGCGACAUAGGUGGAAACAUGCAAUUCAUAGGGAGGAUGUUCACGAGCGCAGAGUUUGCAGCACUUACAGAGAGCUGUCUGCGGAGUUCUUACUUGGAGGGCAGCAGGCAGAGCUGGGAGUUCAGCUGUUGAACAUUGCUUUGAACUUUCAAGGAACUCCGAUAUAAAGUAAUCAGAUGAUGCAAAGAAAGAUUGUACUACCAGAGUCUAGACUACUUGCACAUGUCUUGGACUGUGUCUCAUUUCAGGGGUGCCUCCCUAAACAGUCCUUCUGUGUCCUUCAGAGGGCUGAGGGUUGUAGACUGAAGCUGUGCUCCCUCCCCAAACACGACAGUCUACAGAGGAGUCACAAUACAGUCGUCGUCAGUUCCUGCCAACUUCAAAAUCGACCAGUGCACAGUGGAUGUUGGAAUAUGCAAAUUUAGAAAGGAUACAGUGGCUGUGGCUCGAAAUUAGGGCAAAAGAAGAAGAAGAAGGAGGAGACGACCACACAUCUUUGCUGCUUUUAGUGCAGCCUUAGUCUUGAAUUGUGGACUUAAAAAAAGAGGUGGACACUGAAGCGGACUCUGGUUCUUUGGCUAUUUGACUCGUCUGGUCCCAACUAAUAUUGAAACUAUCAUUGUGUUUGUCAGAAACCUGUCGAAGGCAAUUUAAGGGACUACAGGUUUUGUUGGACGAAUGGAAUAAUAUAAAUUUAGUGAUUAAAUUGUAGGGUUUUUUUUCAGGGUUUCAGACCUGCUGUCCUUCACAAAUGUAACUGUUAGUAUUGUUGUUAACAACAUGAAUAAGCAGUUGAUGCCAGAUACAGAAAUAAAAUAUAAGAAACUAGACUUCUAGUUACAUAGAAAUAUGCUAAUAGAAUAUACUGGUUACCAGUCUAUUACACUAAUAUAUAAAUGCGUGGAAAUUGAAUUAAAACUUUCAAAGUCACAAAAGUGAAUCUAAAAAAGUUCUGUCACCUGAAACUACUCUGUACUGCAGGUGUGCUCGUUUCUCUUAAAUUAUGCUUAAAUGGAUUAGUGGUUACAAACCCUCGAUCUGAAGCUGUUUGCACAGUUUGUACAGGACAAGAAACCCAUGCAGAAGGAGGUCCAAAGACUCCAGACCAGCUGUCUCUAGAGACAGUAUUUUCUGCAGUCCUCUCUCUUUUUCAUCUUUGUAUUUUAAUAAAAAAAGAAAAUUUAGCCCAA